Molecule: messenger RNA, 1462 nt
Organism: Drosophila serrata
Lineage: Eukaryota; Metazoa; Arthropoda; Insecta; Diptera; Drosophilidae
Source: RefSeq, a predicted model, not a curated record
AUUAGCUUAGACUUUUCACUUUGGCUGCCGGCACACUUAAGUAAACUUAACCAAAGAGUUUAAUAUUUGUAUAAAAUCUGAAAAAUUUGAUCCACAGAUCUGUAAAAAGCUGAAGAAUGGAUUGCAACAAACCGGAGGAACUGCGGCUGGAUCCGCCUCUUUUUGUGCCCUGCGAUAUGGACCAGUUCCGGGAUCCGAAUAAGCAGCGUGCAGAAGUAGAUGCCUGCGAGGAGCUGGAGAAGCUGGACGCCCAGGAUGAGAUCAGUGUGUCGAGUAUCAUCUCGGCAUUAUUGCGCCCCAUCGAACCCUCCGAUGAGCAGAUGAAGGUAUGUGACUGGGGCAUCAAUCCCAAGCAUUUCCUGCCCACCAAACAGGCGGUGGUGUUCCGGGAGCAGCUGUUCAUAUCGAAGCUGCGGAAUACAAAUUGCAAGCUGAACGAGGAUCUGAAGAUCUUCUUCGAUCGCGAGCUGGAGCAGAUCGGGCGCUUCUGCCUGAACGUGGAGGAGGCCUUCGAUGGCUACGUGGUCUACAGCAGCAGCAAGAUGAAGAAGGGCAAGGGGAUGACGGAGUGUGGCCACCAGUUGAAGGGCAAGUACGAUGACAAGUUCCUGCUGAUCUGCGAAAAACGCUCCGAGUUCGAUCGCAUCGACAACACCCGGGUGGAGAAGAUCCUGGAGGUGCGCAAUCAUGCGGACCAGAUGCUCACCGCCAUCCGGGAGACGCGGAUCAACGAGGAAGUGCAGCGUUUCAAGGCGAACAUCAAUAUAAAGGAUCGAGACCAUGUGUUCGUCUUGGAUGGCGGCAUCAUGUUGCUAAUGCGCCACCUCAUCUGCAACAGUUUCGUGGGCAACUUCGAGUACUACACGAUGAAUCUGUACGGGCGUGUGCUGCGCUGCAACCUGGCGGUGUCCAAGGAACGCAAGGUGGUCCGCAUCUUUUACCGCACCUACAAGAACGUCAUUCAUGUCGUCACGCAGCAGUGCUUCAACGACGAGCUGCAGGACGUGGCCGAGACCUUCAUGUCGCCCGAAGGACGCAUCGUCCUGCAUUACUGGCGUGGCUACAACUACCUGCUGCAUGCCGCCUGCAUGCCGGUCAAGUCGACCAAGGAUCCUAUUGUGCCCAAGCUGGAGCUGAUGUGGCGCCAAAACAAGCUGCUCUCCAAAAAGUAUCGUGACCUCAAGGCGCUCAACUAUGAGAAUGCCACCAAAUACUUGAACAGCCAUUCCCAGCUAGCUGACUAUCUGCAGGACUACGUCCUCAAUCUGCUCCGCUACAAGCCCACCAACGUCCUGGAGUUCUCCAUCAUGUUCUUUCAAAAUAUGUCAAAAACUUGAAAAUAAUUCCAAAUUAUCUCAAAAAAUUUAAAGUGUAGACCGCAUUCCUUAAACUCCACAACUGUUUGGAAAAAAAUUAUGUUUUUAGAAAAUAAAGUUGAGAUUGCAUUGGUGGGAAAGUGAAA